AUGCCAGAGGAUAUGUUUAAACCAGUCGGGGAACAAGCUGAAGAAGCGGAGCAGGUCGGCGUGCGCUUGACGGGCGCGGAGGACGCCAUGGGACACCCAGUGCAAGAGAUAGAGUCCCUGUGUAUGAACUGUGGGGAAGACGGUACCACGCGGCUGCUUCUUACGUCGAUCCCGUACUUCCGCGAGGUUGUCAUCAUGUCGUUCGAGUGCCCUCACUGUGGGCUCAAGAACUCGGAGAUCCAGCCGGCGUCGCAGAUCCAAGAAUUGGGGUCCAAGUACUUGCUCAAGAUCGAACAGAAAGAGGAUUUCAACAGACAGGUUAUCAAAUCGGAGACGGCGACUUGUAAGUUCGCAGAACUAGAUAUCGAGAUCCCACCGAAACGCGGGGUGCUUACCACAGUAGAGGGUCUGUUGGAAGAGAUGAUAGAGGACCUUCAAUCGGACCAAGAACUGAGAAAGAAACAGCACCCUGAGUUGUACACCCAGAUCGAACAAGUCAUCGCGAAGGUUAAAUCGUGCAUCAACGCGGAACAGGGGACUCUCCCAUUGACUUUCACGCUCGAUGACCCGGCGGGGAACUCCUGGAUCGAGUACAAACCGGGGGAGCCACAACACAAGUGGUCGCACACGCAGUACCCGCGCACAGACGAGCAGAACGUCCUCGUCGGGAUCAUCACGCAGGACCAGCUUGAGCAGAGACGCAGGGACAGGGCGCAGGCGGCACAGAAGGCCCGCGAUACGGCAGAGAGAAACCCAUCGCAAGCCGAGACACUCAAGGGGAAAUUCGUCUCUGACCAAACGGACAUCGAGAACUUCAACAACGAGGUCCAGACUUUCGCGGCAACGUGCCCCUCUUGUGGGGGUGCUUGCGACACGCACAUGAAACCUGUCAACAUCCCACAUUUCAAAGAGGUCAUCAUCAUGUCCACAGUGUGCGACAAGUGCGGGUACAAGUCCAACGAGGUCAAAACAGGUGGUGCGAUUCCGGAUAAGGGCCGCAAGAUCACGCUCUACUGCGACGACCCGAGCGACCUCUCCAGGGACAUCCUCAAGUCAGAGUCCUGCACGCUCUCCUGUCCAGAACUACACUUGGACAUCCAGGAGGGAACAUUGGGUGGUAGAUUCACCACUUUGGAAGGUUUGCUCAGACAAGUCUACGAGGAACUUCAAGCUAGAGUAUUCACUGUCAGCUCGGACUCCAUGGACGACGCAACGAAACAGAACUGGGAGAAGUUUUUCGCCAAUUUGCAGGACGCCAUCGACGGGAAGGUCAAGUUCACAGUCGUCAUGACAGACCCGCUUGCAGGGUCGUACAUCCAGAACGUCUACGCCCCGGAUGCAGACCCAAACAUGACCAUCGAGGACUACGAAAGGACAAAGGAACAGAACGACGAACUAGGACUCUCAGACAUGAAGGUCUGA
Huiozyma naganishii CBS 8797 is the source of this 1422-nucleotide messenger RNA. RefSeq names its product zinc finger-containing protein ZPR1 (gene ZPR1). Bases 1 to 1422 code for a protein of 473 amino acids. Lineage: Eukaryota; Fungi; Ascomycota; Saccharomycetes; Saccharomycetales; Saccharomycetaceae. Gene Ontology annotation, molecular function: zinc ion binding. Gene Ontology annotation, cellular component: cytoplasm; nucleus. The record is from RefSeq and is a predicted model, not a curated record. The transcript has a single exon.